Messenger RNA from Olea europaea var. sylvestris, 1919 nucleotides. Its product is annotated as serine/threonine-protein kinase HT1-like. Gene Ontology annotation, biological process: protein phosphorylation. NCBI's taxonomy places the organism in Eukaryota, Viridiplantae, Streptophyta, Magnoliopsida, Lamiales, Oleaceae. Bases 330 to 1226 code for a protein of 298 amino acids. The transcript is spliced from 2 exons. The record is from RefSeq and is a predicted model, not a curated record. Gene Ontology annotation, molecular function: ATP binding; protein kinase activity.
UAGAGCUCAUCUAUUUUCCUGUAGUCAUACACUUUCCAUUCAUUGCUCUCUCUCUCUCUCUCUCUCGAACUCUAUUUAUAAUGCAUUUUAUUUCUGGGGGCGUCGUGGUUUUUGUUUUACCUUUGCGUGUUUUACAGUUGAAGUGAAGAAUUAAGGUAGAAACUUGAACAACUGAGCUGCCGUGGAAUUAUAUUGUGUUUUUCUCAGGUCAUAAAAUUAAAGCAACGUCAAUCGCUUUCGAUCGAGUUUUCGUGAGCGAGGUUUUUAGACUAAAAACCCUCAUGCAGAAGAUCUAAGAAAAUCUUAAGCAAUUGUGUUGGGAAAGGAAAAUGGAGGGUUCAAAAUUUACCGGGAUUAUAGACCUGAACUACGCCCCGGACAAUUACAAUCUCUCUCAAAAUUUUUAUCACAAGCUCAAUGAGGGGUCAAACAUGUCAAUUGAUAGUUAUGGGAGCUUGCAGAUGAGCAAUGGUGGGGGCUCUGUUGACAUGUCAGUGGACAACAGCAGUGUUGGAUCAAAUAGUUCCGGCACGCGCAUCUUGCGUCAUCAGGGCCUCAAACGUGUCAAGAACUAUUCUGUUGCUGCAAGUGUCAAUCGUGGAAGAGUCUCUCAUGGGCUGAGUGAUGAUGCUCUAGCUCAAGCUUUGAUGGACUCUCGGUAUUCUACAGAGGGGCUUGGAAAUUAUGAAGAGUGGACGAUUGACUUGAGGAAGCUUAACAUUGGUCCCGCCUUCGCUCAGGGGGCUUUUGGGAAGCUCUACAAGGGUAUUUAUAAUGGUGAGGAUGUUGCAAUUAAGCUUCUGGAGAGACCAGAGAAUGAUGCAGAGAGAGCACACUUAAUGGAGCAGCAGUUUCAGCAGGAGGUUAUGAUGUUGGCGAAUUUGAAGCAUCCAAACAUUGUUCGCUUUAUUGGUGCAUGCCGCAAACCAAUGGUCUGGUGUAUUGUGACCGAAUAUGCAAAGGGGGGUUCAGUGCGUCAGUUCUUGACAAAUCGGCGGAACAGAUCUGUGCCUUUGAAAUUGGCUGUAAAGCAGGCCUUGGAUGUGGCUAGGGGGAUGGAAUAUGUGCAUGGGUUAAAUUUGAUUCACCGUGACUUGAAGUCUGACAAUCUUUUGAUUGCUGCUGACAAGUCGAUCAAGAUUGCCGAUUUUGGGGUUGCCCGUAUUGAGGUGCAAACUGAAGGGAUGACACCAGAAACUGGUACUUACCGCUGGAUGGCCCCGUGAGUCUCUUCAUUCUCCUUUCUUUCUUCUGCCUCAAUUUUUCUUUAUUUAUAUGACUCUCUGCAUGGAUUACUUUCAGGUUGCUUCAAUUUUAUUUUAUUUUAUUUUUAAUUUUUUUUAAGCAUUGAUAAAUUAUAAUGGUCCUUGUGAAUAUUUAUUUUCUAGUUCUGCCAAACAUGUCUCGUAUUGAAGUGAGCUGAAUAAAAACAUGCUCUUGUUUGAUUUUUAGUUGUUCUCUUGGACUUUGCUAUGAUGUUAAGGUUUCUUCCUUCCUCUUGCCUACCCCUAAGAAAAGGAAAAGGAAAUUGGAGUGGGAAUCUGUUUUUCCUUUUUAUUCGUUAGCUGAUUAAUUGGGGUAUGUCUCCGUUAUAUCAUGCACUAAUCUAUUUCAUGGCAGUUGUUCCUUAUGCUUCUACACUCAGGCUGCCAGACGUCAGCUUUAUUCAACAAGCUAUAAAAUUUUAUGAUGCAGUGGCUUCAGAAGACUGUAUUCCCCUCCAGAAAGAUGGGCAAAAGAUUUGUUAAUUUACUUUCCAAAACAGAUGAUCACAUUGUUACCUUUUUGAUCUUUGGUAUUGGUACUUAGAUGUAUUGAAACAAACUUCUGAUAACUCAUUGACAUCUUUGUCUUUUAAACAUGAAUGUUCUUUGCUGAUAGAGAUUCAUCAUUCAUAAUGUGCAUUCUAUGCUACUGAA